ACCAUCACCAAAAAGACAAUAAACAAUAAUCCAUCGGAUAAAUCGGUUGGCGCGCUUCCAACUCGCAUUCCUUGUGACGUAACAUCCGCGAAGGGCCGUUGGGGGAAGCUAAUAAAAAACGCGCGCGCAUAAAACACGGUAUUACGCAAACUGCGCGCUGGCACCGAUCCCAAAGCAGCUCUCCUCGGAUUACAGCCACAAAUAGACGCACGCACUCAGCACCGACCCCUUUACACGAAAGACUCGGCUGAUCAACUAACAGUGUGUGUGUAUUUCGCAGGAAGGCUCCAGGGCUGUGUUCUCGUGUCUCGACUAGCCCAAAAGUCUCGUUAGCCCUCCGAAAAUGCCGAAGCCUGCCGUCCAAGAGGGCGAUGACCCCGAUCCGACCCCAUACUUGUUCGUUUCUCUUGAGCAGAAGCGUAUCGACCAGAGCAAGCCCUACGAUGGCAAGAAAGCAUGCUGGGUUCCGGACGAGAAGGAGGGCUUCGUGCAGGGAGAGAUCAAGGCCACCAAGGGCGACCUGGUCACCGUCAACCUUCCCGGCGGCGAGGAGAAGACAUUUAAAAAGGAGCUCGUCUCACAAGUAAAUCCUCCAAAAUUCGAGAAAGUAGAAGACAUGGCUGACUUAACAUAUCUUAACGAAGCAGCUGUUCUACACAACCUGCGACAACGAUAUUAUGCGAAACUGAUCUAUACUUACUCGGGUCUCUUCUGUGUGGCCAUCAACCCUUACAAGAGAUUCCCCGUGUACACCUUCCGGUGCGCCAAGCUGUACCGAGGCAAACGUCGCUCGGAAGUGCCACCCCACAUUUUCGCCAUUUCUGACGGCGCUUAUGUCAACAUGUUAACCAACCACGAGAAUCAAUCUAUGUUGAUUACCGGUGAGUCUGGUGCCGGAAAGACUGAGAACACGAAGAAGGUAAUCGCGUACUUCGCCACCGUGGGUGCUUCCCAAAAGAAGGACCCCAAUCAAGAGAAGAAGGGCUCCCUGGAAGACCAAGUCGUCCAAACUAACCCUGUACUUGAAGCCUUCGGUAACGCCAAGACUGUGCGUAACGACAACUCCUCCCGUUUCGGUAAAUUCAUCCGUAUCCACUUCGGCCCAUCUGGUAAACUGGCUGGUGCUGAUAUUGAGACCUACCUGCUCGAGAAGGCCCGUGUCAUCUCCCAACAGGCCCUUGAGCGUUCUUACCAUAUCUUCUACCAGAUGAUGUCUGGAUCCGUCCCCGGACUUAAGGCCCAAUGCUUUUUAUCCAACGACGUCAUGGACUACAACAUCGUGUCGCAAGGCAAAACCGUCAUUCCUGGAGUCGAUGACGGAGAGGAAAUGCAAAUCACAGAUCAAGCCUUCGACAUUCUGGGUUUCACCCAAGAAGAGAAAGACAACGUAUACAAGAUCACCGCCGCUGUUAUGCAUAUGGGUUGCAUGAAGUUCAAGCAGAGGGGUCGCGAGGAGCAGGCUGAGGCCGAUGGCACUGAGGAUGGUGAGAAAGUUGCCAAGCUCCUCGGCGUUGACUGCCAGGAUUUGUACAAGAACUUGUUGAAGCCCCGCAUCAAGGUCGGCAACGAGUUCGUUACCCAGGGUCGUAACAAGGACCAGGUCACCAACUCCGUCGGUGCUCUUUGCAAGGGCAUGUUCGAUCGUCUCUUCAAGUGGCUCGUCAAGAAGUGUAACGAGACCCUAGACACCAAGCAGAAGAGGCAGCACUUUAUCGGUGUACUGGAUAUUGCUGGUUUCGAGAUCUUCGACUACAACGGUUUCGAGCAACUCUGCAUUAACUUCACAAACGAGAAACUGCAGCAGUUCUUUAACCAUCACAUGUUCGUAUUGGAACAAGAAGAGUACCACCGUGAAGGCAUCGAAUGGACUUUCAUUGAUUUCGGCAUGGAUCUCCAAAAUUGCAUUGACCUUAUUGAAAAGCCUAUGGGUAUCCUCUCCAUCCUUGAAGAAGAGUCUAUGUUCCCGAAAGCCACCGAUCAGACCUUCGUUGAGAAAUUGAACAACAACCACUUGGGCAAGUCUGCUCCUUACCUGAAGCCCAAACCUCCCAAGCCAGGUUGCCAGGCCGCUCACUUCGCCAUUGGUCACUACGCCGGUAACGUCGGCUAUAACAUCACUGGCUGGCUUGAGAAGAACAAGGAUCCCCUUAACGACACUGUCGUUGACCAGUUCAAGAAGGGUCAGAACAAGUUGUUGAUUGAGAUCUUCGCCGACCAUCCUGGUCAGUCUGGCGAUGCUGGUGGUGCUGCUGGUGGCAAGGGCGCUGGUGGCAAGCGUGCUAAGGGUUCUGCCUUCCAGACCGUAUCAUCACUCUACAGGGAACAACUUAACAACCUAAUGACAACGCUGAGGUCAACUCAACCUCACUUCGUGCGUUGUAUCAUUCCCAAUGAGUUGAAACAGCCUGGUCUCAUCGACUCUCAUCUUGUAAUGCACCAGCUGACAUGUAACGGUGUGUUGGAAGGCAUCCGUAUUUGCCGUAAAGGUUUCCCCAACAGAAUGGUAUACCCCGACUUCAAGCUCCGAUACAAAAUUCUGUGCCCGAACCUGAUUAAAGAACCAAUUACGCCUGAAAAAGCCACCGAAAAAAUUCUCGAACACACCGGCUUGGAUGCCGAGUCUUUCAGACUCGGAAAGACGAAGGUCUUCUUCCGCGCUGGUGUCCUGGGUCAGAUGGAGGAGUUGCGUGAUGACAGGCUGUCCAAGAUCGUGUCUUGGCUCCAAGCUUACAUCCGUGGUUACCUGUCCCGCAAGGAAUACAAGAAGCUGCAGGAACAGAGGUUGGCUCUCCAAGUUGUCCAGCGCAACUUGCGCAAGUACCUGCAGCUCCGCACCUGGCCCUGGUGGAAGUUGUGGCAGAAGGUCAAGCCUCUCCUCAACGUCACCCGUAUCGAGGAUGAGAUCGCGAAAUUGGAGGAGAAAGCACAGAAGGCGCAGGAGGCUUUCGAGAAGGAAGAGAAGCUACGCAAGGAGUUGGAGGUCCUCAACGCUAAGCUCCUCGAGGAGAAGACCAACCUACUGGCUAACCUCGAGGGCGAGAAGGGAUCCCUCUCCGAAGUCCAGGAGCGUGCCGCCAAGCUCCAGGCACAAAAGGCCGACCUCGAGACCCAACUCAGGGACACCCAAGACCGCCUUACUCAGGAGGAAGAUGCCCGUAACCAGUUGUUCCAGGCUAAGAAGAAGUUGGAACAGGAGGUUUCAGGCCUGAAGAAGGACGUCGAGGACUUGGAAUUGUCCGUCCAAAAAUCCGAACAGGACAAGGCUACCAAGGACCACCAGAUCCGCAACUUGAACGAUGAGAUCGCCCACCAGGAUGAGCUCAUCAAUAAGUUGAACAAGGAGAAGAAGCUCCAGGGUGAGAGCAACCAAAAGACCUCUGAGGAACUCCAGGCUGCCGAAGACAAGGUUAACCAUCUCAAUAAGGUCAAGCAGAAGCUCGAACAGACCCUUGACGAGCUUGAGGACUCUUUGGAGCGCGAGAAGAAGUUGCGCGCCGACGUUGAGAAGCAAAGGAGGAAGGUAGAGGGCGACCUCAAGCUUACUCAGGAGGCGGUCGCUGACCUCGAACGCAACAAGAAGGAGUUGGAGCAGACCAUCCAGCGCAAGGACAAGGAAAUCUCAUCCCUUACCGCUAAGUUGGAGGAUGAGCAAUCCCUUGUCAGCAAACUGCAGAAACAAAUCAAGGAACUGCAAGCCCGCAUCGAAGAGCUCGAGGAAGAGGUUGAAUCUGAGCGACAGGCUCGCGCCAAGGCUGAGAAACAACGUGCCGACCUCGCCCGUGAGCUCGAAGAGCUGGGUGAGCGUCUUGAGGAAGCCGGCGGUGCCACCUCCGCUCAGAUCGAGCUGAACAAGAAGCGUGAGGCUGAGCUGAGCAAGCUCCGCCGCGACCUCGAGGAGGCCAACAUCCAACACGAGUCGACCCUCGCCAACCUCCGCAAGAAGCACAACGAUGCCGUUGCCGAGAUGGGCGAGCAGCUCGACCAGCUCAACAAGCUUAAGGCCAAGGCUGAGAAAGAGCGCUCUCAAUACUUUAGCGAAGUCAAUGACCUUCGUGCCGGUGUCGACCACUUAUCCAACGAAAAGGCUGCCCAAGAGAAGAUCGUCAAGCAACUGCAACACCAACUCAACGAAGUCCAAAGCAAGGCUGAUGAAGCUAACCGCACCCUCAAUGACCUGGAUGCCGCCAAGAAGAAGAUGUCCAUCGAGAACUCUGACCUGCUCCGCCAAUUGGAGGAGGCCGAGUCACAGGUGUCACAGCUGUCGAAGAUCAAGGUGUCCCUUACCACCCAACUGGAGGAUACCAAGAGGCUCGCUGACGAAGAGGCUAGGGAACGCGCCACACUUCUUGGCAAGUUCCGCAACCUGGAGCACGACCUGGACAACAUCCGUGAACAGGUUGAGGAGGAAGCCGAGGGCAAAGCUGACCUGCAACGCCAACUGUCCAAGGCUAAUGCCGAAGCUCAACUGUGGCGCUCCAAAUACGAGUCUGAGGGUGUCGCCCGCUCUGAGGAGCUUGAGGAGGCUAAGCGUAAGCUCCAAGCCCGCCUUGCCGAGGCCGAGGAAACCAUCGAGUCCCUCAACCAGAAGGUUGUGGCCCUUGAGAAGACCAAGCAGCGUCUUGCCACCGAGGUCGAAGACUUGCAACUCGAGGUCGACCGUGCUACUGCCAUCGCUAAUGCUGCCGAGAAGAAACAGAAGGCAUUUGACAAGAUCAUUGGAGAAUGGAAGCUCAAGGUCGACGAUCUUGCCGCCGAGCUUGAUGCCAGCCAAAAGGAAUGCCGCAACUACUCCACCGAAUUAUUCCGCCUCAAGGGUGCUUACGAAGAAGGUCAAGAACAGCUUGAAGCUGUCCGCCGUGAAAACAAGAACCUCGCCGACGAAGUCAAGGACUUGUUGGACCAAAUCGGCGAAGGUGGCCGUAACAUUCACGAGAUUGAGAAGGCCAGGAAGCGCCUCGAAGCCGAGAAGGACGAGCUUCAAGCCGCUCUCGAGGAGGCCGAAGCUGCUCUCGAACAGGAGGAGAACAAGGUUCUACGCGCUCAGCUCGAACUCUCACAGGUCAGACAGGAGAUCGACAGACGCAUUCAGGAGAAGGAAGAGGAAUUCGAGAACACACGCAAGAACCACCAACGCGCUCUCGACUCCAUGCAAGCUUCCCUCGAAGCUGAGGCUAAGGGCAAGGCUGAGGCUCUACGCAUGAAGAAGAAGCUCGAAGCUGAUAUCAAUGAACUUGAAAUCGCUCUUGACCAUGCCAACAAGGCUAAUGCCGAAGCCCAGAAGAACAUCAAGCGUUACCAAGCCCAGAUCAAGGACCUCCAGACUGCCCUCGAAGAAGAACAACGUGCCCGCGACGACGCCCGCGAACAGCUCGGUAUCUCAGAACGUCGUGCCAACGCUCUACAGAACGAGCUUGAAGAAUCACGUACCCUCCUGGAACAGGCAGACCGUGCUCGCCGCCAAGCAGAACAAGAACUUGGCGAUGCUCACGAACAGCUCAACGAACUCUCUGCCCAAAACGCUUCCCUGUCCGCCGCCAAGAGGAAACUCGAAUCCGAGUUGCAGACCCUGCACUCAGACCUCGACGAGCUCCUCAACGAGGCUAAGAACUCUGAAGAGAAGGCGAAGAAGGCUAUGGUUGACGCCGCCCGCUUGGCUGACGAGCUCCGCGCUGAACAGGAACACGCGCAAACCCAAGAGAAGCUGCGCAAGGCCCUCGAACAACAGAUUAAGGAACUGCAGGUCAGGUUGGACGAGGCCGAAGCUAACGCGCUCAAGGGAGGCAAAAAGGCUAUCCAGAAACUCGAACAGAGAGUCAGAGAACUCGAAAACGAGCUUGACGGAGAACAGAGGAGGCACGCUGACGCACAGAAGAACCUGCGUAAGGCCGAAAGGCGUAUCAAGGAGCUGACGUUCCAGGCCGAGGAGGACCGCAAGAAUCACGAACGCAUGCAGGACCUCGUCGACAAACUGCAACAGAAGAUCAAGACAUACAAGAGGCAGAUCGAGGAGGCGGAAGAGAUCGCCGCCCUCAACUUGGCUAAAUUCCGCAAGGCUCAGCAAGAGUUGGAGGAGGCCGAAGAAAGGGCAGACCUCGCCGAGCAGGCUAUCAGCAAAUUCCGUGGCAAGGGACGCGCAGGAUCCGCCGCGAGAGGAGUCAGUCCGGCGGCGUCCGUUAAAGGGCGUCCAUAAGUCAGCACUGGACAUAUCCCCAGCGCUCGCGCCCCACCCUGGCUGAUGCCUUUGGCACCUUCCCACCAAGGUUCGAUCUGGCGCCCGAAAACGAUUUCUAAACGUUCCACUACACAAAAAACGGACUGUACAGAUUUUUCGUUGAUAUAUGUAACUUAAUUUUUUUUAUACAUAGCAGUUGAAUAUGUGUUACGAAAGCGUGAAAACGAGAAACUGUAAAAAUGUUUUGUAAACCACAAAAAAAUAUACACUCUAGUGAUCUAAUCUUUUUACGAAAGGCUAUUUUGUAACUUGUUGAUAUUUAUUUAUAUAAUUUAUUACCGUGACGUAUGUAUCGAGGGGGGGUGCGGGGCCCCGUGCGCUCGCCGCUUGCCCUAUAGAGACACGACCCCCAGCCCCUUACCGGCGCCCCGCCCGCGGGGGCCCGCACUCCCUCUGAUUUGAUAUCUAAUAAAGCGAUAUCGUUGUCAUAAAAUACU
Molecule: messenger RNA, 6669 nt
Organism: Diatraea saccharalis (sugarcane borer)
Lineage: Eukaryota; Metazoa; Arthropoda; Insecta; Lepidoptera; Crambidae
Source: the annotation of a GenBank genome assembly